Messenger RNA from Drosophila busckii, 563 nucleotides. RefSeq lists its product as uncharacterized. The record is from RefSeq and is a predicted model, not a curated record. The coding region runs from base 97 to 501 and encodes 134 amino acids. NCBI's taxonomy places the organism in Eukaryota, Metazoa, Arthropoda, Insecta, Diptera, Drosophilidae. The transcript has a single exon.
UUUCUAUAUUUUCAGUUGUACACGCAUAGCUAGCAAAGCUGUAACAAAAAAAUAUAUACAAGUUUUUUAUUUUGUUAUAUUCGCAUAAAAAGCAGCAUGGCCACCAAUGAGGUUAUUACUACAGAUCAGCUUAAGUAUCGCCGGCUGGUGGCCAGCAAGGAUUUGCGCUUCAAGAAUCGCUAUGACAAGCUCUUUAGCUGGUAUCCGGAGCAACAGGAAAUCGAAUACAGCCGCAUACGUGAGAUCUACUGCGAGAGUCGUCAGCAGUAUGGGGACGAGCAGUUUGACAAAUUCGCUACUCGCGAGCGUCUCAACGACAAGCAUCGCUGCUUGAGCCAAGCGGAGCAACUAAACCUGGAGCUGGCUGAGCAGCAGAGCAAGGACCAGCAGCAGCAGCAGCAGCCGACUGAAGUCAAUUGCUUUGUGCCCAUGACUACCAAUGGCGAAUAUGGACGCUGUCGACCCACACACAUUCACUACUGCACUAGACUAGAAAAAUAAAAGACGCUGCUGCAGCUGCAGCUCGUGCUAGGUUCACGCCUACGCUGGUGUAAUAACAGUUA